This is a messenger RNA of Onychomys torridus (southern grasshopper mouse), 760 nucleotides long. RefSeq names its product SFT2 domain containing 3 (gene Sft2d3). Gene Ontology annotation, biological process: vesicle-mediated transport. The transcript has a single exon. The record is from RefSeq and is a predicted model, not a curated record. Lineage: Eukaryota; Metazoa; Chordata; Mammalia; Rodentia; Cricetidae. The coding region runs from base 44 to 700 and encodes 218 amino acids. Gene Ontology annotation, cellular component: membrane.
ACCCGGAAGUGUCAGCCCCGUUUCCAUCGCCGUUCCGUCCGAAAUGGCGGAUCUCCACCGCCAACUGCAGGACUACCUGACGCAGGGUAAAGCGAACAGGCCGGCGGCUGCGGAGCCGCUGCUCGCCGCGAGGACAGCAGAGGAGCCGGCGGCGGCCGGGGACCGAGCUGCCGGGGCGUGGCUCGGCCGCACGGCUCUGCGAUGGCCGUGGGCGCGGAGCCCUGCAGAGCCGCCGCCCGCCGGCUCGCGGUGCAUCCCGGCCGUGACUCGCGGGCAGCGCCUGGCGGCCGGCGGCCUGUGCCUGCUGCUGGCCGCGCUCUGCUUCGGCCUGGCGGCGCUCUAUGCACCGGUGCUGCUGCUGCGCGCGCGCAAGUUCGCGCUGCUCUGGUCGCUGGGCUCGGUGCUGGCGCUGGCGGGCGCGGCGCUGCUGCGGGGCGGCCCGGCCUGUGGGCGGCUGCUGCGCGGCGAGGAGACGCCUUCGCGCCCCGCGCUGUGCUACGCGGCCGCUUUGGGCGCCACGCUCUACGCGGCCCUGGUCCUGCGCAGUACGGUGCUGACGGCGCUCGGCGCCUGCGCACAGGUAGCCGCCCUGCUCUACGUGCUGCUGGGGCUCCUACCCUGGGGCGGCGUGACGGCGCUGCGCCUGGCGCUGGGUCGCCUGAACCGCGGGGCGGGCCUAGCCAACGCUCUCCCGGUGUGACAGCCCCAGUCUCAGGAUGCGGAGCCAGCCGGCCGAGCGACGGUGCAGGCACCGCCGCAC